AUCCGAACGAACGACAGCAUGGACCAAGAGCAGCGGGGAAAGAAGCUCUACUCGUACCCGAUCCUCAAGCUGCAUGAGAUCGUCGCGAGCCUUCGCAGCCUCAACAUCGCCUUCGUGGAGGACGACCUCCGCAGCUGCCAGCCCGACGCGCUGCGCAAGAUCCUCGAGGAGUUCAUCCGCAACACCAUGGGCAUCGGCCGAGACGAGAUGAGCCAGCCAGCGCUGGUCGGGCUCAGUGAGCUCACAGUCCAGCUGCACAGCGGCUCCGUGGGCGAGAUCACGUACUUCCGGACGAUCUCCCGGCUCUUGGCGACGGCGGGCUUGCGGGACUUCCGAUGGGACGACGUGUACAAGCCGACGCUGAAGCGCUACCGUCGCAUCUUAAGCGCAUUGAUCAACUUUACUCGGUUCCGCUACGAGCGCUGGGCCCGAGUCGGUCAGAACGAGGACAAGCUUGUCCGGAUUCGCGCAGAGCGUCAAACCGCCGAAGAAGAGAACGCUACGUUGCGACGACAGCUUGUGGAUCUGCAAAGCGAGCAGAGUGCCGAAGCGGAAGCGCUCCAAAAUGCCAUGGAUGAGUCCUCGGCGCUCGAAGACGAGAUCUACACGCUGAACAAGCGCCAAGCUGUCGUACGUCAUGAGAAUACUGGGCUCAAGGCCCAAUGCAGUCACCUGCGCGACGAAUACGCGUCGCUGCGCAUCGAUAUCUCGGAAGCCAAGGCCUCCGUGAACAAGCUGGAGUCAAAAAUCGUCAACUCGCCGGCUCGGUUCAAAUCGGUACCUUCAGACAGGACCAAUGUCCUUUCGCCACGAACGAUCUAA
Messenger RNA from Saprolegnia parasitica CBS 223.65, 822 nucleotides. RefSeq lists its product as hypothetical. Lineage: Eukaryota; Oomycota; Saprolegniomycetes; Saprolegniales; Saprolegniaceae. The coding region runs from base 19 to 822 and encodes 267 amino acids. The transcript has 5 exons. Gene Ontology annotation, biological process: meiotic chromosome segregation; kinetochore organization; mitotic spindle organization. Gene Ontology annotation, cellular component: kinetochore; Ndc80 complex. The record is from RefSeq and is a predicted model, not a curated record. Gene Ontology annotation, molecular function: protein-containing complex binding.